This is a messenger RNA of Penicillium cinerascens, 927 nucleotides long. RefSeq lists its product as uncharacterized. Bases 1 to 927 code for a protein of 308 amino acids. The transcript has a single exon. NCBI's taxonomy places the organism in Eukaryota, Fungi, Ascomycota, Eurotiomycetes, Eurotiales, Aspergillaceae. The record is from RefSeq and is a predicted model, not a curated record.
AUGGAGCUGGUGAGCGAAUGGACCAAUGAGCAAGUUUCGCUACACGACAAUCACGAGGAUCGACCAUACCUGAGCAAUAUCGAAGAAGACCCAGAGAAUAAAUGGGUUGAAGCGUUGUUCAAUCUCAACGCGAAAGUGGGCAAAAAUCAAAGAGCUAUUUUAGUGUUCAAUCCGGCGUGCGAGAAAGGCUUUGUGGACUUUGUGGAGUCAGGUUUGAACACGAAUCUCGGUGCGACCGCUGAAUGGAGACGUCCAAAACUGCAACCUGCUUGUUCGUUUGAAGAGACGUUUGAUCUCUCCAUGCAACUCCUCCUUCUCAUCGGGGAUACCUCCCAACGAAGGACGGAGCUGGAUACAUCUGGCAAUAUCCAUGCUUUCACAGGAUUCGAGACCUCUCUUGCCAAUGGGGCAUCUAAUCCAGCAUCGUCUGGGUUUCUCACCUAUCUGGGAGAUGAUUUGCUUCUGCUAUCAUGCUACCUAAGGCUUCUAGGCUCUCUUUGCUCGAUGCUCGAAUGCUUCAACCGUAUCAUUGCGAGAUCUGACAAAGGCUCUUUGGAUCACGCAAUUCGAUACAUUCACUCGUUCCUCCCACGUAUCCAAAUGGGCGCGGUGUCAUUAUGUGCCAACCCUCGCUUCGAUAUAGCGAUGGUCUUAAACUCAGCCGAAAGCACUUUGGUUGAACUCAAUGAGUGUAUAGUGAAGAGGCUCCUAACCAAUACGCUGGAAAGACCCCCAGCGGAUAUGCCGGCCCUCUUCAUGGACUGCUUUUUGGAACAAAGUGAUAGGUCCUCAUUUUCGGACCAAGGUGAUUCCUCUGAAAUGAGGCCGUCAUGGCAAAUGACUAUCCGUGAUAUUCAAUCCACGGCCUUAGAGAAGAUCAGUAUGCUGAAAAGGGCGAUAUUAAUAGAAAACUCUGAAUUAAAAUAG